This is a messenger RNA of Trypanosoma grayi, 891 nucleotides long. Its product is annotated as alpha DNA topoisomerase II. The transcript has a single exon. The coding region runs from base 1 to 891 and encodes 296 amino acids. The record is from RefSeq and is a predicted model, not a curated record. Gene Ontology annotation, biological process: resolution of meiotic recombination intermediates; DNA topological change; sister chromatid segregation. Lineage: Eukaryota; Euglenozoa; Kinetoplastea; Trypanosomatida; Trypanosomatidae. Gene Ontology annotation, molecular function: ATP binding; DNA binding; DNA topoisomerase type II (double strand cut, ATP-hydrolyzing) activity. Gene Ontology annotation, cellular component: nucleus.
AUGUCGAAGCGGACCGUGGAGGAGAUCUACCAGAAGAAGACGCAGCAUGAGCACAUUCUCGCCCGCCCCGAUAUGUACAUCGGCACCAUUGAGCCGGUCACCGACGACAUGUGGGUCUACGACGAGGCGGAGAGCAUCAUGAAGCUGCGCAAGUGCACGUGGACGCCGGGCCUGUACAAGAUCUUCGACGAGAUCCUCGUCAACGCAGCGGACAACAAGGUGAGGGACCCGCUCGGGCAGACGGUCAUCAAGGUGUGGAUUGACGCGGCGCGGGGAAUGGUGCGGGUGUACAACAACGGCGAGGGCAUCCCCGUGCAGCGGCACCGCGAGCACGACCUGUGGGUUCCGGAGAUGAUCUUCGGCCACCUGCUCACAUCGUCCAACUACGACGACACGGAGGCGAAGGUAACCGGCGGUCGCAACGGCUUCGGCGCGAAGCUGACAAACGUCUUCUCCUCCCGUUUCGAGGUGGAGACAGUCCACAGCCGCUCCCGCAAGAAGUUCUUCAUGCGGUGGCGCAACAACAUGCUGGAGAGUGAAGAGCCCGUCAUCACCUCGUGUGAGGGGCCCGACUACACUGUUGUGACGUUCUACCCCGACUUUGCGAAGUUCAACCUCGAUGGAUUCAACGAGGACAUGCUGUACAUGAUGCAUCGCCGCGNUUGUGACGUUCUACCCCGACUUUGCGAAGUUCAACCUCGAUGGAUUCAACGAGGACAUGCUGUACAUGAUGCAUCGCCGCGUCUACGACGUUGCGGGCUGCACCGACAAGUCGCUGCGCUGUUACCUCAACGACACCAAGAUCGCCUGCUGCUCCUUCGUGGAGUACGUCGACUUGUACCCCACAAUGGGCGAGGAGCGCAAAGCGGCAAGCUACGCGCGUGUGAAUGA